This is a messenger RNA of Plectropomus leopardus (leopard coralgrouper), 713 nucleotides long. The record is from RefSeq and is a predicted model, not a curated record. Lineage: Eukaryota; Metazoa; Chordata; Actinopteri; Perciformes; Serranidae.
UUGUUGUUGGAAAACGUUUCAAUCUUCGACCUUGUUGUUUUUGUUUUGCUCUCUCUCAGUUCGAGAUGCUGACGGGAACGCUGCCGUUUCAAGGCAAAGACCGGAAAGAGACGAUGACCAUGAUCCUCAAGGCCAAGUUGGGAAUGCCGCAGUUUUUGAGUUUAGAAGCUCAGAGUCUCCUCAGGAACCUUUUCAAACGCAACCCUGCCAACAGAUUAGGAGCUGGACCAGACGGUGUGGAGGAGAUCAAGAGGCAUCAGUUCUUCAGCACCAUCGACUGGAACAAACUCUUCCGCAGAGAGCUCCUCCCUCCCUUCAAACCGGCUGCAGGCCGACCCGACGACACUUUCUAUUUCGAUCCAGAGUUCACAGCUAAAACACCCAGAGACUCUCCGGGGGUUCCUCCCAGCGCCAACGCCCAUCAGCUGUUCAGGGGGUUCAGUUUCGUGGCCAUAACGGAGGAGGACACACAGCCAAUACCCAACACUAUCGUACAGCAGUUGCACAGAAGCACAUCCCAGUUCUCAGACGCCUACGAGAUCAAGGAGGACAUCGGCGUCGGCUCGUACUCCAUCUGUAAGCGCUGCAUAAACAAAGGAACCGGCAUGGAGUACGCCGUCAAGAUCAUCAACAAGUCCAAGAGAGACCCGACGGAGGAGGUGGAGAUCCUGCUGAGAUACGGACAACAUCCCAACAUCAUCACCCUCAAGGAC